UUCUUCUUAGUCUUCUCCUGGUGAAGGUUCUAAGGUCUUCUUGUAGCUUUCUCAUUGGUUUUUGAGAAAAAUUUGAAGAAAUGGGAAGGGGAAGGGUUCAGCUACGGCGGAUCGAGAACAAGAUAAGGAGACAAGUGACCUUUUCAAAGCGAAGAACAGGUUUGGUGAAGAAAGCUCAAGAGAUCUCAGUGUUAUGUGAUGCUGAUGUUGCUUUGAUUGUCUUUACUCCAAAAGGCAAGCUCUUUGAGUACUCUGCUGGCUCCAGCAUGGAGAGAAUUCUUGUUCGAUAUGAGAGGUGUUCAUACGCCGGUCAAGAUAUUCCUACACCAAAUUUGGAUACACAGGGUGAGUGUUCAACCGAAUGUUCGAAGCUCUUGAGGAUGAUUGAUGCUAUGCAAACAAGCUUAAGGCACUUAAAAGGAGAAGAGGUAGAUGCUCUAAGUAUCAGAGAGCUUCAGGGUCUGGAGAUGCAACUUGAUACUUCCCUCAGGAGAACUCGCUCUAGAAAGAACCAGCUCAUGGUAGAAUCGUUAGCACAGCUCCAGAAAAAGGAAAAGGAACUUAAAGAACUGAAGAAACAGCUAAUAAAGAAGGUUGAUCAAAGUGAAGACAUUGAGCCGCAAAACCUCAGCCAAGGGUUAGCCUCAACAUCACCAUGUGAGACACCGCACCUGUUGCCAGAACCUAUGUCUCCCCACCCUCCCUUGUCUAUCGGGGACACAUCUCAAAGGAAUGAAGUUGGAGAAGAAGAUGCCGGAAUCGUAGUUCGCUCGGGGAAUACAACGUUGCCGCACUGGAUGCCUCGGCUCACUGAGAGUAGACGUUGAAGACCACCUUGGUUUGUUAUUUUUUUUUUUUGCCAAAAAUAUUGGUGUCUUAUUUUCACUACU
Messenger RNA from Raphanus sativus (radish), 890 nucleotides. RefSeq names its product truncated transcription factor CAULIFLOWER A-like. Gene Ontology annotation, molecular function: protein dimerization activity; DNA-binding transcription factor activity, RNA polymerase II-specific; RNA polymerase II cis-regulatory region sequence-specific DNA binding. NCBI's taxonomy places the organism in Eukaryota, Viridiplantae, Streptophyta, Magnoliopsida, Brassicales, Brassicaceae. The record is from RefSeq and is a predicted model, not a curated record. The coding region runs from base 81 to 827 and encodes 248 amino acids. Gene Ontology annotation, cellular component: nucleus. The transcript has 8 exons. Gene Ontology annotation, biological process: positive regulation of transcription by RNA polymerase II.